Prionailurus viverrinus (fishing cat) is the source of this 5218-nucleotide messenger RNA. RefSeq names its product ELMO domain containing 2 (gene ELMOD2). Gene Ontology annotation, cellular component: membrane. NCBI's taxonomy places the organism in Eukaryota, Metazoa, Chordata, Mammalia, Carnivora, Felidae. The transcript has 10 exons. The record is from RefSeq and is a predicted model, not a curated record. Gene Ontology annotation, molecular function: GTPase activator activity. The coding region runs from base 886 to 1782 and encodes 298 amino acids.
CCCGUGCUGCUUCGGUGCGGCUGCGCUGAGGGCGCGCGGGCUAGUUGAGACCCUCGGUGUCCUAACGAAAACCGUGGGGCGUCCAGGCCGGCGGGGCUUUGUGCGAGCCGUACCUUCCCACUCGCGGCCAGCGCGCGACCUGGGCUCGGCCAGGCUCCGGAAGGGGGGGCUCCGCGCAGCCACUCCCCGAGGUCUGGGGAGCUCAGGCGCCUCGAAGCUUGUGUUCCCUGCGCUUGGCAGUUCUUGUUUCUUUUGUCCUAUUGAGCGCGGACUAGAUAGAGUCAUUUUAGAGUAACAGUUCAGCCGAUCUCUGAUGAUGGGCGCUGCUUCUGCACUGGCCUGCGGGGAUUUCAAAUUUGACAGCCCCCUCAGACCGUAGUCUAGAGAUGAUGUAUCUAGGGAAUGUUGAAGACAGGAAGGAGAUAAGCGUUUUUAUUUUAAAGUAACUCCUCACUUGUGUUCCCCCCACCCCCGCUUCAUUUAGAAGCUCAAGAUUUUUCUAAUGGCAUAAAGAUUCAUUUCUGUUGAGGGUGUAGUUUGUUACUUUUCUUAGUGUUUCUGCCCUUCUCCUGUUGAAUGGAAAAUCAACAAUUAUUAGCCAGGGUGCGAUCUACUUUGUGUUCAACUUAUAUACUUCAAUUUGUAAGCCAUAUGUAGUGGGGUUUUUUUUUGCUGGAAUCUCCUUGACUGUGGGACAGAUGUAACUGGAAUUAUACAUAGGGGUUAAAAGAACUCUUCCUUUUACAAACGAUUCUGAUAUAAGGCAUAUUUCAUAUAAUUGUUGCUAAGCUGGGCCCCUUUUGUUCUUGAACUGUUGAGCCCCAUUUUCAAAGAUGAGAACAUAGGGAACUGAGAACUUGAAUCUAAUAGACCCAGUGGAAAAGCAUGAUAGGAAAAAAAAUGUUUAUUUCUUUGUGGGAGUUCUUCUAUGGGCACUUUUUUCGAUUUUGGAUGAAAUGGCUCUUACGGCAGAUGACCGGAAAGUGUGAAUUGCAGCGAAUUUUUGAUACCUAUGUAGGUGCACAAAGGACACACAGGAUAGAAAAUUCCUUGACCUACUCCAAGAAUAAGGUUUUGCAGAAAGCAACACUUGUUGUUCAGAGUGAAGUAGACAAAUGUGUAGAAGAUAUAAUGAAGGAAAAGAAUAUUAAUCCUGAGAAGGAUGCCAGUUUUAAAAUCUGCAUGAAGGCAUGCUUACUGCAGAUAUCCGGUUAUAAACAGCUCUAUUUGGAUGUAGAGAGUGUGAGGAAAAGGCCAUAUGAUUCUGAUAACCUCCAACAUGAAAAGCUGCUUCUCAAGCUUUGGAAUCUUCUAAUGCCCACGAAAAAGUUGAAGGCUAGAAUCUCCAAGCAGUGGGCUGACAUUGGUUUCCAGGGUGAUGAUCCCAAAACAGACUUCAGAGGCAUGGGCAUACUUGGAUUAAUCAAUCUCGUGUAUUUCAGUGAAAACUAUACCAGUGAAGCUCACCAGAUUCUUUCCCGUUCAAAUCAUCCAAAAUUAGGGUAUUCUUAUGCAAUAGUUGGAAUCAACCUUACUGAGAUGGCUUAUAGCUUGCUAAAGAGUGAAGCUUUGAAGUUUCAUCUCUACAACUUUGUUCCUGGUAUACCGACAAUGGAACACUUUCAUCAGUUUUAUUGUUACCUUGUCUAUGAAUUUGACAAGUUUUGGUUUGAAGAAAAGCCAGAAAGCAUUAUGUAUUUCAACAUGUAUAGAGAGAAGUUUCAUGAAAAGAUUAAAGGACUCUUACUGGAUUGUAAUGUAUCACUUACUUUAAAAAUAUGAAUCAUCCGUAGUAUCUUCUAUUUCUACCACAUUUUGCACACACAACAGAAUUUAUAUGUUGUAAUAGAAAGUAUCUGAUCAAUUACACUCCUUAUAUAUAAUUUCCUACAAAAAGAUUUCAGAAAUUCUAUUUAAGAAAGCUAGUGGACAAUCAGUGUAUGUUUACAGUUGUUUAUACACUGUUUUCCAAAGGUACCUUAUCCUUCCAAAGAUCCCUUCUGUAGAGUCCUGUGAACUACAGUUUGGAACUUGGGACUUAGCCCAUGUAGUGUAAAAGUACAAAUCAGGUAUUUGUAUUUAAUUGGUUGAUUAAAAUGUGUGAGAAUCAGUUUUCAUUUUUAUGUGUUGUACUAUCAAGUCAGUAUCGUAACCUUUCAAAGCUCUUUUAAGAUUUUUUUGUGUUUUAGUUUGGAGAUGAUUGUUCUUUUUCUGUGUCAUGUUUUCUUCCUAGGUUAAUUAACAGGAAGAGUAGUUCUUCAUGGUUUUCUUUGUUUGCAUCUCAAUCACAUGCCCUAAUGUUGCUUCAUUAGUAGCAAAAAGCAUUGAUAUGUCAGACAGGAUAAAGAAUCAUGGCCUCUUUUUUUUUUGGUUUCCCUGAUUAUUUAGCAUAAUGGAUAAUGAGAGAAUGACAGUAUUGGUGACUAGCUUUUUUGUUUCUAAAUACCACACUUUAAAAUAUCACAGUGGUAUUUUAAAGCUUAAAAGCAUUUUCUCAUCUUCAGUUAUUUGCUUUUCAGUCAGUUGUAGAAAAGAAUAAUAAUGCUUGGUGCGAAGGCCUUUUAUGAGGCUUCUCUGCCUGUGAGUGUUUAUGAAAAGAGAUGUAUUGGCUAAGAAAAUCUAGACUGUAUUUGAAGGACAGUGGCUAUUUCAAUAAAACUGUCUUUGAACUUAUACAAAAGGAAAACUUAAAGCUUUUCAAAAAUACUGGUGAAACAUCAUUGGUUUAUUUUAUGUACGAUUAACUGUUGCUUCUUUUUGCUUUGCCUCCAUGGUGUUUCUGGAUAAUGGUAUAUGGACUUUAUGGGUAUUCUUUGAGUUAGUGGUCUGUGGGAUUCAAAAGUAGCCUGAGGAUGAUGACUGUGCAUUUCGUAUAGCUUUAUUCUCCUAAAAUCUCAGGAGGGCAUCAAGUGCUGUCAAGGAUUAUAUAGUGAUGAGCUUCUCAUGGGAAUGAUUUCUUCCUUGUGUGUUUUAGACAUUUGUACUCCUAGCAAAACUAAAAGAGUUUAAAGAUAGGUUUGUCUGAUCACUAAGUUCUUAAAUCCUACAGAAACCGGCCUAUUAAAGACAUAUUUUAAAUAUGAUGAGAGUUAGCCCGUCUUUAAAUGUGUAUAUCAGGUGCUUAAGGACUGACUCAUGUGGUAGCAAGACCCGAGACUUUCAGUGUUCGUUCAUGUCUCUUGACAGACCUCUUUCUGCAAACUUGUCAGAGAGGUAAAAAACAUCCGAGUGAAAGUAACAGAUGCAGUGUCGUAUAGCACACACAUUGAAAGCGCAGCAUCAAAACUAUUACUUUCUCAACAGGAUAAAACACGUAAAACUUGGGUUCACUUUAUUAUUGAUUGUGGUGGUUUAGUGUCUCCAUAUCACAGGCAUUUAAAAUUGGUUUCUUGUAGGAGACUUCUAAACCCUGGGAUUAUCUGAAUUUUUUCUUUAUGCUUUCAGUGCAUUAGUUUCUAGCUCUGCAGUUCUAGGAGAUGUAGCAAAAUCCUGGUAAGGAUCAGGUGCUAACCAUUAAAGCUCAUUUUAUAGUGUUUACUAUUACAUGGAAAGCAAUUCUGUUAGUCUUUUAAUGUUUAUGCUGAAAAUUCUUACCUUUAUAUUUUAAUCUUUCAACAGCUGAGGUCUUGAACUGAUUUAAACCUUUGUCAGUAUGCUUAAUAAAGAAUGACACAAGUAUGUAUGGAAGGGAAGACUUUUUAAAGUAAUCAAGUUUUUCGCCUUCUGUGGAGGAAAAAUACUUUGUAAUAAUGUUUUGAGAAUGUCAUUUGAAAGUUUGGUCAGUAAUAUGUUCUUUAAAUCCAUCACUGUUUGUACAAUAUAAAUUCUGUCCUGCUUUUGCUUCAGAUACUCAAUAACCAUUUCAGAAGCUCUGUAGUGAAUUGGUCUAAAAGAUACCAAUAAAUUCUAAAGUUUGAUAGUCUGGAAGCCAAGCUAAGCGUCCCCACUUGUAAAUUAGAAUGUAACAUAGUGACAUACAUGAAAAAAUAUAAUUGUGUCUCCUGUCCUAUUUUUCCUUGCUUUCAGCAUAUGUGUAUUAGAAUUUUAUGUAGUCUUAAAAUCCAUGUUUAGAAUCUUCCCUGUUUCUGUAAUAAUGAAUAAAAUACCAAAGUAGUGAUAGAAUUGAAGUAGCAGGAAAAUUAUGUUUGUUUUAGCAUCAGAAAAGUGAAUCGAUGUUAAAAUCAAUUUUUGUAUAUGCCAGAUCAAAGAGAGCGUGCCAGUGACAAGAAUGGUGUAAAAAUAGAAUUAUACUGGUCGUAGUUCAAGUAUGUUCUGAAAGACAAUCUUUAGGGAAAUGGGAGAAUCAGGGGAUAUCAGUAUGUCAGUGAACCUAGAUCAGCCUCUCUUUGUAUAUAAAUAUGGUGAUAUAGUUAGAUAUAAAAAUCAGUGUCUUACUGGCACCAGUUUAGAAAACAGGAUCUUUUUCUUAAAAAAUGCCCAUCCUGAUUUUUUUUCUACUUUAACAGCUACUUGGAUUUGUAUGUAUUUUUCUAUGUGAAAAAUAUAUGUACUCUUCAUUUUUAUUCCAGUAUUAAUAAUUGUUUAAAUACUGUUUCUCCCCUUUGCAUUCAGCGAAAUAGAACUUGGUCAAAGAUUUGCUCAAAGGAGCAGCAUUACAUGAGUGGAAAGUGGAAUUCUCGUUUCCAGAGCAGAAAAGAUUACACACUAUCAUGGCACAGAAGAGAAGUUUGGCUUGGAGGGCAAUAAUGUUUAGAAUUAAUGAUCAGGGGCCAGCAGCUAUUUUCUCAGGAUAAAGGGUCCACCUAACUUCUCUCUGAACAAGUCUGGGGAGGCUUCCUUUCCAUUUUCACAUCUAUGAACCUCUCCGCACAAGCAGAUUUUUAACAAAGACGAAGGGACUUACUAAACAUCUGAGAGAAAUCAUGAGUGAGCUGGUUCUUUUUUUCUGGCUUCACCUUUUGACAAGAAAAAGUUUAAAUGUAGUUCAGGUAAGACCUAACUAUUAUAGGGCAAUCCUUUUUUUUUUUCUUUCUUUCUUUUUUUAAUUAUAGGGCAAUUCUGUGGUUCUGUUAAUGUAUUAAAAAAAUAAGCAGUGGCUUUCCCUGGGGGAAAAAGUGCUGGUUGUCAACUUAAAGAAAUCGAUUUUUGUCUACUUUGGAUAAAACAAUUAACUUCAUAUGUAAAAGCAAUAGUUUAAAUGUGAUGUCAUUUUGUUCAGAAUGUUGUGAACAAAUAAAAAAGUGUGUCAAAAUUGUUA